Molecule: messenger RNA, 2205 nt
Organism: Arthroderma uncinatum
Lineage: Eukaryota; Fungi; Ascomycota; Eurotiomycetes; Onygenales; Arthrodermataceae
Product: C6 zinc finger domain-containing protein
Exons: 2
Coding region: 1-2205 (734 amino acids)
Biological process (GO): regulation of DNA-templated transcription
Molecular function (GO): DNA-binding transcription factor activity, RNA polymerase II-specific; zinc ion binding; acetyltransferase activity
Source: RefSeq, a predicted model, not a curated record
AUGUCCGUCGUCGCACCUGCGCCGUUGCCCAGCGGCAGCCGGGACAUCGCGGCUGAUGCGAGCCCAGAACAGAGCCCGUCCAGCUUCACCGCGGUUAACGGUAGAGACCGCUCGGCCUCGCUCAUGAACGGACAGCCAGACCUGCGUCCCUCGCCGGCUCGCGAUGACGCCGCCAGCACCAGCAACAACGCCAACAACAAUAAUAAUACUACUACUAAUAAUACCGCCAGCAACGGCGCCAACAUGCCUCACGACAAGCCAGCAAGCGCGGACGGGUCUCGUGACACGCCGGUUGACCAGGCGGAGGUUGCCUCAGCUCCAGACACCGCAAACACAAACCCGAACACAAAUACCGCCAGCAGCAGCGGUAACAACAACUCUGCCUCCUCAAACAAGCGCAAGCGAUCCAGUAUAGACAGUCACCACGUCGAACUCGCGCCCCGAAGUCCGGCUCAGCUGCCUGCAGACCACCCUCACCCACCAACCGCCACAAAUGGCAAUUCGGAACACCACCACCAGCAGCACCAGCAACAACAACACCAACACCAACAGCAGCACCAACAGCCAUAUACCAGCGUCGAGCGUCCCGACGAGGCAAAGUCGAAUUCUAGUAAUGUCGGCUGGGACUAUGACUCGCAGUCACAGAUGAUGAACAACUCGCAGAGACACUCCAAGCAGCAGCACAUGGACGCAUCCGAUGCCCAGCUCGCCGAAGCCCUGCAGCGCGAGGUCCAGAGCGAGACCCCGUCGGAAAAUGCAUCCACCAUGGACAUGCAAGGUGGCAAUUCGUCCAGCCAUAUGCAGAGCCAGUCUCCCAAUUCGUCUCAGGUCGCGCCAAAGCGAAAGAGGGUCUUCAGCAACAGGACCAAGACGGGAUGCAUGACCUGCAGGCGAAGGAAGAAGAAAUGCGACGAACAGCACCCAUCAUGCAACAAUUGUAUCCGCGGUGGCUUCCCUUGCGAAGGCUAUUCCGUCCGCAGCACCUGGCAGAAACCAUCCCAGAACAAAGGGCCCAUUCCACUACAGUCCAAGGAUCGAUACCCCGAACCUCCAAACCUUUAUAUGCAGGACAUGAGUCCCCAGCGCCAUGACUCGAGAAUGGGCGGCCCAAUGUUACCCGACGGAAGCAAGACACGACCGGUCUCGGUCGACGACAACGAAAGAGCCCAGGCCGCUUACAUGACCAGCCCCAGCGGUACCGUCGCCCGUGUAGCAUGGCAGAAGGGUUCAUGGCAGGCCGCCAAUCACCACAUGAUGCAAGACUCUGCUCCCAAGCUUGAAUACCGAGAUGCACCGGUGAUCGCCGACAUAUCGCGUCCCGAGCCUCCAAAAUCAGACUACCACCACUCCCACAGCAAUAACAACAACAACGCCAACAACAGUACCAAUAACAACAACGGUAACAACACGAACAAUACGAACAAUAACGCGCACCAAAAACCCGGCAUUCCGGUCUUCCAAUCGAACAUGGAACCUCGCCCGAACCAUGCUCCUCCUCCCCGUGUCGACACAAGCAGCUACCCGACUCAGGCCCGUCUCGCUCUAAGCAGCAUGGAACCCCAUGUGCCCUUCGAAGGCGGCAACGAGAAGUCUGAAAAGGAAAAGAUGCUUAGCGGCGAACAAUACCGUCCUUUCGACCCAGAACUUGUCCGUGACCGGGAACAGUGCAAGGCCGCACUCUGGCGCUUCACCAAUGCCGGCAAUCCUCUCUACGGCAUCAGCUCCGCCGAAAAAACUCGUCUCCUGACCCAGAUUCUCCAGCCAUCCGCCAUCGAACCGCCACCAGACGCUCCUCCACCAUCAACCAGCACUCCGACCGGAUCCCUCGGACCAGGCGCCAUCCUCGAGUCUCCCUUCAACUGCCACUACGGCUACAAUAUCAACAUUGGCGAAGACGUCCUCAUUUCCGAAAACUGCUUCUUCGCGGACGACUGCUCCAUCAACAUCGGCGCCCACACGUGGAUCGGUCCAAACGUCACCAUCCUCAGCUCCAUGGCCAUCGGAAGUAUGCAGGAACGCAAGGGCUCCCAAAGCAGGUAUCAGGGUCGACCCGUCGUCAUCGCUGAAGACUGUUGGAUCGGCGCCGGAUGCACCAUCCUGCCAGGUGUCACGCUCGGACGUGGCGCAUACAUCGCCCCUGGCGAAGUGGUCCGUUCGCAAAUCCUGCCGUAUGGCUUCCAGGGCUUGAAGCCAAACUACCCUUGA